Messenger RNA from Sardina pilchardus (European sardine), 2349 nucleotides. Its product is annotated as arrestin domain-containing protein 3-like. Gene Ontology annotation, cellular component: cytoplasm; plasma membrane. NCBI's taxonomy places the organism in Eukaryota, Metazoa, Chordata, Actinopteri, Clupeiformes, Clupeidae. Bases 89 to 1450 code for a protein of 453 amino acids. Gene Ontology annotation, biological process: protein transport. The record is from RefSeq and is a predicted model, not a curated record. The transcript has 6 exons.
UCACGCUAUUUAAGCUGCUUAUCGAAGGACAGAUUUGGAAAAUAAACAAGAUUUCUGAAAUCGGAAAAAGCUAACUAUUAGAUUUAAGAUGUUCGAGGAGACUUUCCAAAACUUCACGAUCAAUUUCAACGCUUUAAACCCGAAAGUGACAUUUUCGGGCGGAGAUGUCUUGUCAGGUCAAGUGCUGUUUGAGCUCACGAAAGAAGCAAAGAUUCAGUCCAUCAUGAUGUCGCUGAAAGGAAAAGCUAACGUGUUAUGGCACGAACAAACUCGGGGCCCUUCUACCACUGGCGGUAGAGUAGGAGUACAUAGAAGAAGGCGAGGAGCGGCCAGAGGGAGAAGAAGAACAUACUCCGCCGAGUUGAAUUUCUUCAACCUCUCCCACAUUGUGAUGCAGACGAACGAUGCAAAUGGUCACACCGUCUUACCUCCCGGGAAGCAUGUGUUUCCAUUUACAUGCCAACUUCCACAUGGUGACUUCCCUCCGUCGUUCAAAGGGACGUAUGGGAAAAUUAUGUAUUCCAUGGUUGUUGCCAUACACAGACCUUGGCAUUUGGCUAAAGAAUUUGAUACGGAGGUCCAGUUUGCCAGCCGCACGGAUGCCAACCACCCACAUCUUCGGAUGCCGCUGACAGGGUCUAAUUCCAAGACCCUCUGCUGUCUGUGGUGCACCAGUGGCCCCGUGUCCUUAAACGCUCAGGUCGAGAGGAAAGGCUUCAGCCCAGGAGAGACAGUGAAAAUCAUUGCAGAGAUUGGCAACGCCUCCAGUCGCACAGUGACGCCGCACGCCAAACUGGUGAUGGAGCAGAUUUUCUACUCCUCGGGCAGAGCGAAGAGGAAAUACCUGUCAACUGUAAAGUCACGAAAAGACGGCCAAUCCAUCAAUCCGAACACUACGGAUGUACACAGUGAGAUCAUGCUUCACAUCCCAGAGAAUGCUGCCUUAACCAUCGCCAACUGCCAGAUCAUCGACGUUCAGUACUAUGUUAUGGUGUCGCUGAGCAUCUCCCGCAGUUCAGACCUGGAAAUCAAAUUCCCCAUUUCACUGUGCGGCAUUCCCUUCAAUCCCAAUCAGGCCCCUACAACUGUCCAACCUCAGAGCCAGUACCCUGGACAGUACCCAAAUCAGCAACCCGGUCCGUACCCAAAUCAGCAACCCGGUCCGUACCCAAAUCCACAACCCGGUCCGUACCCAAAUCCACAGCCAGGUCCAUACCCAAAUCCACAACCAGGAGCAUACCCAAAUCCACAACCUGGUCCGUACCCAAAUCCACAGCCAGGUCCAUACCCAAAUCCACAACCAGGAGCAUACCCUAAUCCACAACCAGGUCCAUACCCAAAUCAACCAUCAGGUCCAUACCCAAAUCAACCACCAGUUCCAUACCCUAAUCAACCCGGUCCAUACCCUAAUCAACCAGGGCCGUACCCAAAUCAACCAGGGCACAAUUGAUUCCCAAUACCUUACCUGCUGCAGGUCACCUCAGUUUCUGGGUCCUCCACUGAAGUCAGUGUUGACAUCUGUUACAGUAUAGAGGAGGUUGUAUAUCAGUUGAUGUCAGGCAGUAUAGAAGCCAUGGUUGCAGGUUGUUUAAAGACUUCCUGUCUUCCUUAAACAGACUUAAUCUCCCUCUCUUCCUGUUCUCACUGCAUGAGAAAGGUAAGAUUUUCUGGUUCAUAUCUGAAGACAUAUCUUGUCAUCCUGAGAUUUCUUGGACUCAACUAGAGUUGAUAACCGUCUAAAGCAUAUUUAGAUGUCUGUGUAAACCAGCUACAUAACUGGAUGCUUUAUUCUGCUUCAAUCUUUUCUUUGUGUUAUACAUUUCUUCUUGAAUGGGUAUUUUAUGAAUUUUAUGUUACAUUACCUGGAAGUGUACUUUAUGAAAAAGCCUAAGAAAGCCACUCUCACACCACUACUAUACUUGAUUUUUUAAAACGUUUUGUUGUACUUUUUCAUUUUUAUGAAUGGUUAUGGUUAUGGAAUUUAGUCGACACUUUUGUCUAAAGCAACUUACAAAGUAGAACAAUGCAAUAGUUUAAAAUGAGCGGUAAACAGUUUUAAAAAGCUGGAAAGACUAGAUUAAGAAAAAUAGCAACAGUAACAAUAACGGCAAUGCAAUAUCAAGUAAAUAAGUUAUGGUAAAUAAGCAAACCAUAGCUUAUAAGAACCACUUAAUUAGAUAAACAUAAUUAUUUAUGUUCAUACAGUGAGGAGAAAAUGUAUUUGAUACCAUGCUAAAGUUGCCUAAAAAGAGGAAUAUAAAAUCGUCAUUUGACAAUUGAUCUUAAUGUCUUAAUUCAAAAAUUGAGUAAAAAUAAAACCGCUAAGUACGCCAAUUUUCUUUGUGAUGG